Messenger RNA from Xenopus laevis (African clawed frog), 1620 nucleotides. Its product is annotated as olfactory receptor 51M1-like. The record is from RefSeq and is a predicted model, not a curated record. Lineage: Eukaryota; Metazoa; Chordata; Amphibia; Anura; Pipidae. The coding region runs from base 1 to 1620 and encodes 539 amino acids. The transcript has 3 exons.
AUGGCUAGCCAUGCCGAUGUACGUGUUCCGAUCUUCCCUGAGGUGCGGAUGAAAGAUACUGUUAAGGUGGCAGUGGAGGAGAAAUUUUGUGGAGAAAAAGGUCUACGCUUCAUUGGAGAAAAGAUUCUUUUUGGCCUUUGUGGUCUAAAGAAAGAGGAUAUUUUGUGCAUCCAGGAUUUUCCAAAGGCGGGUGUCUAUGACGUUACCUUCGUUAGCCAAGUCGUCUGCCAGAAUUUCCAUCAUGUUUAUUCUCAGCAUAAAGAUGACCCUCUUCUGGAAGGAUCAAAGACAAAAGCAGCCAGGCAGGUAAAUGCUAAUGAGGUCACUGUUUUACCUGCAGAACCUGAGGUGGAGGAGGUGAGGGUUCAGCGCAGCAGUGCAAGGGUUUCUGUUGCUACCACUGAAGGUCCUAGGUUUGAGGAGGAAAGUGUGAAACAAAAGCCUAGGUCUAAUUUUCCUCCAGAGGCCGAAACUGGUGUUCCUAAGGCCAAGAAAAGUAGACAAACCAAAAAGGAAAAGAAAAAAGCUAAAAACCCAACACAGGAUAUUAAUCCUUCCUCUGGGGAGGCCGUAUCAUCUGCUGAUGAGAUGGAGGUUUCAGCUGAGUCAUCUGGUGUGCAGUGUUCAGGGGUUAAACCACCAGAUGGAUCCGAGUUUCAUGAUAAUGGCUCAGAAGCAUCGGUCAGCGAGAGUAACCAAGCCAUGGCUACCUUUACCACUGCCUUCCAUAACAUGACGGAAUUGUCCAGCACCACCACGAUCACUGGAGUUGUGACUGUCACAUUAAUAACAGCCCUACUUGUUGCCUUCUGCAUCUUCCUUUAUUUCGUCACUGUUCUUCUCUACGUGUUCUUCACCACCAGUCAUGUCCGAGAGACGGCUCGCUAUGUCCUCUUUGCCCACAUGCUUAUUAAUGACACAUUGUUCCUUUCCAUCUCAUGUGUCCUCUUUAUUGCAACUAGUAACAACCUUUGCAUCCCGGUGCCAAUGUGUUGUGCCAUGGGCAGUUUUUGCACAGCCUCAUUUCUGGUCACUCCGUACAACCUUGCCAUUAUGUCCCUGGAACGACAAGUAGCCAUUUGCCACCCGCUAAGACACAGUGAAUUCUGCACGGGGCAGAGAGCUAAUUCCGCUAUCUCAGUAAUGUGGCUGGUGGGGCUAAUACCAGUUUUUAUUGAGCUUGGGAUCAUGAAAGCCUCUGCUGAGAAUAAUUUCUACUCUCUCAAUAUAGUUUGUUUGUGGUCCAAUUUAAUUAUAAACCCAAUUCAAAACACAAUCAGGUUCAUUAGCAUCGUUAUUGGUUUCACCGUGGUGGGGCUCACAAUCACGGUCACUUAUGUUAAAGUUAUGGCUGUUGCCCGAAGGAUUGCUUCCGGAAAAACUUCAGCCUCCAAGGCUGGAAGAACCGUUUUGCUCCAUGCUAUCCAGCUUCUGCUCUGCAUGAUGUCCUUCACCUCUUCAUUUACGGAUACUUUCUUACAACGGUACUUUGCCUACAUUCACUACAUUAACUUUUUCCUACUCUUGCUCCUUCCAAGGUGUAUUAGUCCAAUCAUUUAUGGGAUAAGGGAUGAAGUGUUUCAGAAGCGCAUUGCUACAUUGUGGUCACACAUCUCAUAA